ACAAAAUGAAGAUUGUUCAUCAAACUAUAAGAUAUUAACAGAUUAUUAUGUUUCCGUGAUGAUCUUCUCCUUUGAAAACAUGAUGCUGUCUUCAACUCUUUUUCCAUUUAGUUUAAUCUUUGACUUAAUUGCAUAACCCUUUACCCUUUUCCAUGGUUCAAGCACCUGCCGCCCGAAUCCGACUGUCACCCGAGACCCGCCCAACCCGAAUUCUCAAAAUAAGUACAGAGAAGUAGAGAACUCUGACCAAAUCAAUGCCCGCCAUUUAUAGCAUUUUCCUUUUUGGAGCAUCACGUUACCAGUUCGCAACCGUAAACCCUAAAACUUCUCUCUUACUCUCCAAUCUCAAUCACUACUCCAAAAAUCCUCUCAAAUUCUUCACUUCUCCAGCAUCGAAUCGAUUCAUAUCUCAAUAAUUUCCUACAAAGCUAAUAAUUCGCCCCAAUUGAAAAAAGAGGGAUAUUUCCCCUAUAUAAACCCACUACCCACGAACCCUUAAAAACACUGGACAAAUUUCUUCAAGUUUAAUCGUAAAAUGGGCUCAGUCAAGCUCUAUCUCAACCGUCCGAUCUCUCUUUCUCGUCCGGCGGCUGAUAUUCAUCGUUCGAUUAAGUUGCGAGCAUGUCUUAAUGUGGAUGUGCAGCCACCGGAUUCUGUGAAGCUGAAUAUGAAGAGUAAGGAGGUGAUGGAGAUGGAGGCCAAGGUCCUGGUGGGGACUUAUGCAAGGAACCCUUUGGUGCUCGCCCAUGGCAAAGGUAGUAAAGUAUAUGAUCCUGAAGGACGAGAGUAUUUGGACUGCACAUCGGGUGUCGCAGUUAACGCCCUCGGCCAUGGGGAUCCCGACUGGGUUCAGGCAGUCACAGAGCAAGCCAAUUUGCUUACGCAUGUGAGCAAUGUCUACUAUUCAAUUCCUCAGGUGGAGCUGGCAAAACGCUUGGUGGAUUGUUCUUUUGCUGAUCGUGUCUUUUUCACAAACUCUGGAACAGAAGCAAAUGAAGCUGCGAUCAAAUUUUCUAGGAAGUUUCAGAGGGUUUCGCACCCUGAUGAGAAAAACCCAGCAACAGAGUUCAUUUCUUUUACAAAUAGCUUCCAUGGAAGGACUAUGGGAGCUGUUGCUUUGACAAGCAAAGAGCAUUACCGCUUCCCUUUUGAGCCGGUCAUGCCUGGAGUUACUUUCCUGGAAUAUGGCAACAUACAAGCUGCUAAGGAAUUGAUUAAAUGUGGGAAAAUAGCUGCUGUAUUCGUAGAACCUAUCCAGGGUGAAGGUGGCAUUUAUAGUGCAACAAAGGAAUUUUUGCAAUCCUUACGUAGUGCUUGUGAUGAAGCUGGGUGUCUCCUGGUUUUUGAUGAGGUUCAAUGUGGCUUGGGGCGAACGGGUUAUCUUUGGGCAUAUGAAGCCUAUAAUGUAGUCCCAGAUAUAAUGACCAUCGCCAAGCCUCUUGCAGGAGGCCUUCCCAUAGGAGCUGCAUUAAUGAGUGAAAGAGUUGCUGCUGCCAUGAAAUAUGGAGAACAUGGAAGCACUUUUGCUGGUGGACCACUUGUCUGUGCUGCCGCUUUCACUGUUUUGGAUAAAAUAUCAAGACCUAGUUUCUUGACCAGCGUCUCUAAGAAAGGUCAGUCCUUCAAAGAAAUGUUGAUUCAGAAGCUGGGAGGAAAUUCACAUGUGAAAGAAAUACGAGGUGUGGGGCUUAUAAUAGGGAUUGAACUGGAUGUACCUGCUUCACCUCUUGUAGAUGCCUGUCGAAACUCUGGUCUUUUAAUAUUAACAGCAGGAAAAGGGAAUGUCGUUAGAUUGGUACCUCCAUUGAUCAUCACAGAACAAGAAUUGGAGCGUGCAGCUGCUAUUUUGUCCGAAUGUUUGCCAGUACUUGAUAAGACGUUGAAGUGAGUAGAAAUCAUGUAAGCAUUUCAGGAUAUCAAGUGUGCAAAGUUGAUGCGUAUCAAACGAAGUCUCCCUACAGAGGCUUUUCAAUGUGUAGACGUUGAAAGCCAAGUUCUUGAUCUCUUUGUUCUUUCUUGCAAUUUUCAACAUCAACCUCGAUAAUUAAGGCAGAGAAUAUGCUAUGGCUGGGUAACAUAAGUUGACUGAUCCUGGGGGCUUCACAUUAGGGAGCAGCAUAUGUUAAUCCCAUUGAAUAUUAGCAAUCAAACCUCCAUUUGGAAAGGACAGCCAGCUACCAACCCAUGUAUCGAACUGGUAGAGGCAGAAAAGCCAGUGAGUUAGUGCAGAGAAACACAGUUAAGCACUGAUCAGAACCUAAUGUAGCUUAACCACUAGAAGAGGUGUCCGCUCCUGCAAGACACCGCCAGGACUCAGGAGAUAGUUUGGAGAGUCUGGGCCAAGCUUGAACCGGCAGACCACCAGGCAUUUGAUGGAUUUUCAGACGUUAUGUCUCGCUAGCCACUUCGUAGGGUUUCUUUGGUGGAUAGUUAUUUGGAGAGGGGACAGAAAUAAAGUCUUAGUCAUCAAGAGAUUUUUUAACAUAUUAUAUGUUAUUAUCGCUUAAUAAAGGUGUGGAAAGAAUAAAAAGGAAAAUCAUGAUUCUUUA
Manihot esculenta (cassava) is the source of this 2549-nucleotide messenger RNA. Its product is annotated as acetylornithine aminotransferase, mitochondrial. The record is from RefSeq and is a predicted model, not a curated record. Gene Ontology annotation, cellular component: chloroplast stroma. Gene Ontology annotation, molecular function: pyridoxal phosphate binding; transaminase activity; identical protein binding. NCBI's taxonomy places the organism in Eukaryota, Viridiplantae, Streptophyta, Magnoliopsida, Malpighiales, Euphorbiaceae. The transcript is spliced from 4 exons. Gene Ontology annotation, biological process: arginine metabolic process. Bases 536 to 1888 code for a protein of 450 amino acids.